Olea europaea var. sylvestris is the source of this 3523-nucleotide messenger RNA. RefSeq names its product probable ATP-dependent DNA helicase CHR12. Lineage: Eukaryota; Viridiplantae; Streptophyta; Magnoliopsida; Lamiales; Oleaceae. Gene Ontology annotation, cellular component: nucleus. The coding region runs from base 179 to 2968 and encodes 929 amino acids. The record is from RefSeq and is a predicted model, not a curated record. Gene Ontology annotation, molecular function: ATP binding; DNA binding; ATP-dependent chromatin remodeler activity. The transcript has 11 exons. Gene Ontology annotation, biological process: positive regulation of transcription by RNA polymerase II.
AUGAGAUCACAACCCGACGCCUCUAGCCCUGCCCCCAAACCCAAAAGCACUGAAAGAGAACUUCUAAUCAAAACAUCGCAAAAUAAUUACUUAAUUUUAAGAUUUUACAAAUAAUCUGUUAAAAUCUGCUUAUAAUUUAAGUUUACGGCGCCGUUUUAGUGCUCUUCUUCUUCCCGCCAUGGUAGCCCAGGUAGCAGAGCCCCACACCUCCUCCGCUCCUUCUCUCCCCCAGCAAAAUGGGCUCGACCCGGAAGAACCCGACCGGCACUCAGAUUCCAAUUUGGAUAGCACCAAAACCUUGAUCUGUGCCCUCAAUUUUCUCUCCCGGAAUUUGCCCUUGCCCCAACAUGUCUACGACGCCGUUUCCUCUAUUUACCUUUGUGCCGCCGACGAUGGAGGCGGUGAUGGCGUUUUGGUCGAUGACGUCAUCGAAAGGGCUGAGGUUGGAGUUGAAUCCUCCGUGGAAGGUCUCCAGAAGGAUGAGAUUACUACUCCACGGAGAAUGGAUGGUUCUGGUGGUUCAAGUUACAAUGAUUUAAUGUUGGACUUCGAGGAUGCCGUGUUAAAGCAACAAUCUUGCAUGUCUGGUUCUAGAUUAAACGAGUUAAAGGAAAACCGCUUUCAAAGCCAAAUCCAGCACCGGUUAGCCGAACUUGAAGGAUUGCCAACAAGCAGAGGUGAGGACCUCCAGUCUAGGUGCUUGGUUGAACUCUACGGGCUUAAGUUAGCUGAGCUACAGAGCAAAGUGCGGUCAGAAGUGAUUUCUGAAUAUUGGCUUCGUCUGCAUUGUGCAAAUCCAGAUAAGCAGUUGUUUGAUUGGGGAAUGAUGCGAUUGCGCCGUCCUUUAUAUGGUAUUGGAGAUGCUUUCGCUAUGGAAGCUGAUGAUGCCCUGAAGAAAAAACGAGAUGCUGAGAGGUUGUCAAGAUUAGAGGAAGAAGAGAGGAACCGUGUAGAAACUAGUAAAAGGAAAUUCUUUGCUGACUUACUCAAUGCUGUACGGGAACUCCAAUUGCAAGUACAGGCUGCCCAAAAACGCCGGAAACAAAGAAGUGACGGUGUCCAGGCUUGGCAUGGAAGGCAAAGGCAGCGAGCUACGCGGGCUGAGAAAUUGAGGUUCCAAGCUCUAAAAGCUGAUGAUCAAGAAGCUUACAUGAAAAUGGUUGAAGAGAGCAAAAAUGAAAGAUUGACAAUGCUUCUAGGAAAAACGAAUGAGCUCCUAGGUCGAUUGGGUGCUGCUGUCCAACGUCAAAAAGAUGCUGAACAUGACGGCAUUGAAGCCCUCCAAAAUUCAGACGCUGACUUGCUUGAGUUAUCUGGUUCAAGGACUGACACGCCAGGGCAGUCACCUCCAGAGGAAGAUGAAGAUGUUGAUAAUGAUUCUGAUCGUCAAGUGAAGACAGGUGAUUUACUUGAAGGCCAGCGAAAGUACAAUUCUGCUGUACAUUCUAUUGAGGAGAAGGUGACUGAGCAACCAGCUAUGCUUCAAGGUGGUGAGUUAAGACCAUAUCAGUUGGAGGGGCUUCAAUGGAUGUUGUCUUUGUUCAAUAACAAUUUAAAUGGAAUUUUAGCUGAUGAAAUGGGGUUGGGGAAGACAAUUCAGACAAUAUCUCUGAUUGCUUAUCUCAUCGAAAACAAAGGUGUUACUGGGCCCCACUUGAUUGUGGCCCCAAAGGCUGUCCUACCAAAUUGGAUGAAUGAAUUUUCAACUUGGGCUCCUAGUGUUGCUGCAGUUCUUUAUGAUGGGCGACUGGAUGAAAGAAAGGCAAUGAGAGAAGAGUAUUCAGGAGAGGGAAAGUUCAAUGUUUUGAUCACCCAUUAUGAUCUGAUUAUUAGAGACAAAGCAUUCUUGAAGAAAAUUCACUGGUACUACCUGAUUGUUGACGAAGGACAUCGACUUAAAAAUUAUGACUGUGUUCUUGCACGGACUCUUGUCUCUGGUUAUCGAAUUCGGCGGAGACUACUGUUGACUGGUACUCCCAUACAGAAUAGCUUGCAGGAAUUAUGGUCCCUGCUUAAUUUUCUCCUUCCUACUAUAUUUAAUUCAGUUGAAAACUUUGAGGAGUGGUUUAAUGCACCCUUUGCGGACAAAUGUGAUGUCAGUUUGACGGAUGAAGAACAACUAUUAGUCAUUCGGCGAUUGCACCAUGUCAUAAGGCCAUUCAUAUUGAGGAGGAAGAAAGAUGAGGUGGAGAAGUACCUUCCAAUUAAACGCCAAGUCAUACUUAAAUGUGACAUGUCUGCCUGGCAGAAACUAUAUUAUCAGCAAGUGACAGAUGUGGGAAGGGUUGGAUUGGCUAGUGGAACUGGGAAGUCCAAAAGCCUACAGAACCUGACAAUGCAGCUCCGCAAAUGUUGUAACCACCCAUACUUAUUUUUGGGUGAUUAUAAUAUGCUGCGUAAAGAGGAGAUUUUCAGAUCAUCUGGAAAGUUUGAGCUUCUUGAUCGCUUACUACCCAAGCUUCGUAAAGCUGGGCAUAGAGUCCUCCUUUUCUCUCAAAUGACGCGGCUCAUGACCAUUCUUGGAUAUUAUCUGGAAUUACAUGGUUACAAGUUUCUUAGACUUGAUGGCUCAACAAAAACUGAAGACAGAGGGGAAUUGCUAAAAAAAUUUAAUGCUCCAGACUCUCCUUACUUCAUAUUUCUUCUAAGCACACGUGCUGGAGGACUUGGUCUGAAUUUGCAGACUGCAGAUACCGUGAUAAUUUUUGACAGCGACUGGAAUCCUCAGAUGGACCAACAGGCUGAGGAUAGAGCGCAUCGCAUUGGUCAGAAGAAGGAGGUGGCAGUUUUUGUGCUGGUCAGUGUUGGAUCAAUUGAAGAGGUUAUCUUAGAACGAGCCAAGCAGAAAAUGGGCAUUGAUGCCAAGGUCAUCCAGGCAGGAUUGUUCAAUACAACUUCCACAGGUUCGUCACUUGUGAAGAUCUGUACUCUCAUUUUACCUCCUAUUGAGAAUGGAAAAUUGGUUUAAAGAUAUGAAACGAGUGGAGCUGGUUGAAUAGAGAUUGGUCUAGAAUUGACAAAUGGGUCUAUCAUAUUUUGCAGAUCAUCUCCAUCACGAAGAUUUAAGGGAAACUUGCACCAUUGUUUUUUACCUAUUCUCCCCCAACCUUUAAAAAGGGGGAAGUUGGUCACCAAACUUUCUGUACAUUUUGUACCAUUAGUCCUUAAUGACGAAAACUGUCCAAAUCUUCAUUAAAUUGUUGGUUGACCCUCAUUGGAAACAUACCUUACUUCAAAUUUCUGCCCACCAGCCCAAGUUGGGAAGUUAAACCUAGCUUCAUGGAGUUGGACAUGUGGUUCACAUGACGAUUAAACAGAUAUUUGAAGGUUUCUGUCAUUAGGGACUGAUUGUGCAAUUAUAAUUACAGGCGAGGUCCCAAUGGUGCAAUUUUACCCUGAGAUAAAAUGAUGCGGUUGACAUAUCUACUUGAUUUUUGGACCAUUAAAUUGUUGUAUGCCAAUGAUGUGGAUGAUAAUUGUCUCGGGUGUAAUGUACUACUCAAUUUUCCAUUUAGGAGGUUAC